AUGAGCUACAAAAUGGAAUCAUCAAUUGACUCAAAUUCCUCCAAGACCUCUAACUAUUACAACGAAGUCUAUGAAGACUUCAGAAGACAAGCCUUAGAUUUUUAUGGAUCUGAACAUUCUUAAAAUCUCCUCUCCACUGAUGUCGAGAAGUGCUUAAAAAAGAGAGCUGAUGCCUUUAUUAACAAAGAAAGAAAGAGUCUCUUCUUAUUCCCCUGCAUCAACGAUCUCUCUAACGUCCCUGACGAUGAUGAUGAGCCCAGCAUUCCUUAGAAGUGCUUGGAAAGUCUCUUCGGCAGCAAAGUCAAGGUUAGCUUGAGCAGAAGAAGUAGUGAUGCUGAAUCAACAAACUCUUCUGAAAUAAAAGACUUAUCCUCAAUAGUUCAAUCUAAAUAAGCCUUAUUCAGAAAAAAUCAAGAAUCUUUCUGA
Tetrahymena thermophila SB210 is the source of this 426-nucleotide messenger RNA. RefSeq lists its product as hypothetical. The transcript has a single exon. The record is from RefSeq and is a predicted model, not a curated record. NCBI's taxonomy places the organism in Eukaryota, Ciliophora, Oligohymenophorea, Hymenostomatida, Tetrahymenidae.